Myripristis murdjan (pinecone soldierfish) is the source of this 1551-nucleotide messenger RNA. RefSeq names its product F-box only protein 41-like. The record is from RefSeq and is a predicted model, not a curated record. The transcript is spliced from 10 exons. The annotation marks the transcript as partial. Lineage: Eukaryota; Metazoa; Chordata; Actinopteri; Holocentriformes; Holocentridae.
GCGUGCACGCGCGGGAGGGAAAAUACUGAACUCUUAACGAGACAGAAACAAGCGACCCGUCAACCGGAUGAAGCUGAGCGGCUGAGCGGCUGACACACCGACGGACUGACCGACCGACGCUCCGCUCAGGUGAACAUGUCUUCCUCCUCCUCCUCCUCCUCCUCUUCCUCCUCCGAGCUGCCCUACUUCUGUCCUCGCUGCGGAGACGAGUUCCGUUUCUCCUCCGUCGCCGAGCUGCGAGCUCACCUGGUCAGCAGACACACCUACCAGACGCUGCUGGUGCUGUCCCAGGCUCGGGCGAGGAGCUCCAGGCCCGGUGCUCUGCUCCCACUGCCCGGCCCCGCUGCACCCCACAGACAGAGCCCUCCUGUGGGCCUAGAGCCGCGCUGCCUCCCCCUGCCGCUCGCCUGCCUGGAUCUCGCCUCGUCGUCCGCCUCCCUCCACAUGCUCAGGCAAAUGUUCGGUCCUCCAGAUUACGUGGGACCCAUGGAGGGCCCGUCCACCGCUCUGGCCCUCCCCGGCUCCCUGGAGUGUUUCCCCGGGGAGCGGCUGGGCGGGGCGGGGGUCCGGCUGGGCGGGGCGGGGGUCCGGCUGGGGCUGGAGCUGGGGCUGGGGCUGACGGUCGGCGUGGGGAUGGAGGAGCGGCUGGGCCUGGGCCUGGAGCUGGAGCGCAAGAUCGCCCGGACGUUCGCCGAGGUGGAGGAGAGGGUGAACCGGCGCGUGGGACGGCUGAGGGCGGAGCUUCAGAGGAGGGAGGCGGAGCUAGAGCGGGAGAGGCGGGACGGGGAGCGGCUGGGGAGGGAGAAACAGGAAGUGGAGGAGAGAGCGACAUACUUGUCCAGACAGGUCUCUGCUGCCAUGGCGAUGAUGGCGGGGUUGAGGAAGGAUCUGGAGGGAAAAGAGAGAGAGCUGAGUGAACGACAACAGGAGAUGGUGGGCAUUGAGCGCUUCCUGAGGGAGACGGCAGAGAAAGAGGCCGAGGCCAAAGCCAAACUGCAGGUUUUCAUCGAGACGCUGCUGGAGCGAGCAGACCGAGCCGAGCGACAGCUGCUGCUGCUCAGCGCUCACACACACCCGCGGCGCCUCACACACAGCGACACGUACACACACGCAGACGCAUACACGCCGCCGCCACUGUGCCGCGGCGGCCGCAGCCUGGAUGGCAGCGCUGAUGACAUCAUGGGCAACAAGAUGCAGGGAAGCAUCGGCAACCGGAGGAGCUACAGUGUUUCAGGCUCCUGCAGGCUGGGCGAGCAGCUCUGCAGCCACCAUCACUACAGCGGUCUGCUGGGUCGCAUGAGGACUCUGUCUCUGGGAUCGGGCGGCUGGGACCGGGACGGCACCGCCCCCCCUGAGGAGGAGGCCGGCUGGGGGAGGACGUGGAGCCGACGGCCUCACCGUCACCACAGCACUGAGGAGGAGGACGAGGAAGAGGAGGAGGAGGAGGAAGAUGAAGAUGAGGAGGAAGAUGAGGAGGAAGAGGAGGAGGAGGAGGGGUUCUGGAGCAGCGCUGAGAUGAGCAGGCUUGUCUUCACAACAACACACACACCU